Molecule: messenger RNA, 3434 nt
Organism: Etheostoma cragini (Arkansas darter)
Lineage: Eukaryota; Metazoa; Chordata; Actinopteri; Perciformes; Percidae
Product: caspase recruitment domain-containing protein 19-like
Exons: 6
Coding region: 134-799 (221 amino acids)
Cellular component (GO): mitochondrion
Source: RefSeq, a predicted model, not a curated record
UUCUGUGUUGCUGUUUGCAACAGAAAGCUUAGAUCCGGGUAAUCUACCUGUCAGCUCAGUCCACCGUCGGUGUCUGCGGACUGAUAAUCACCCUGAGGUCAGUGAUGCGGCCCUAUGGCGGCGCAGCGUGGUGAUGUACUGGACAGCACAAACCGUCACGCCAGGGAGACCAGGAAGUUUUAUCGGAAGGCUGUCGGUUGGAAAGAGCAAGAGUCCCAUGAGCCGUUUGUAUGUCAGUAUGACAGACAUUGACGAUUAUCAUGAGCAGCUCCAGAGGGACGCCCAGUUCCUGUGUUCAGACCAGAGGAUGGAAGCGGAACUGGUGGACAGACUGGUGCUGCAGCUUAACAGGAUAUACCCCCAGAUACUCAGUGACAAGGAAGCCCACAUGUUCAGGAACCUGAGCGUGCCCACCAGAGUGCGGCUACCUGAGCUGUUGAAGCACUUGCAUGGGAAAGGCGAGGAGGCGUGUUAUGAAUUCUACAGAGGACUUCACAUCCACGCUGAGGACGUUUACUCCAGCCUGCCCACCAGAGUCAUACAAAGAGAGGUGGCCGAUCCAAAAUGGACUAACAAUGUGGCGAUCCACCCAGAGCGACAUGUCCUUAAUGAGAGAGGACCAAUGUUCUUCCUGAGGUGUUUGAGUUUUGCUGCUGGUAUUGCAAUGUUCUACUAUUACGGAGAAAUUGAGACACUGAGAAGCACUGGUCUGUUUCUUCACUGCUCUGCAGCAAGAUUUAGUAAAGGUGCUAUAUAUGUUUUCAUUUCCUCUGCUGAGGUUAGAAAGCAGACGAAAUGAGGUCGUGAAGAUGCUGAAAUGCUUAAAAAGUAACCCUGUGAGAAGGAAAAGCUGUAAAAUUUGCCACUUUGGUGUGCCAAACUCACAUACUCUUUGAGUGCUAAGAAUGUCACGCAUUUGUAAGCACUAAUUGACUUUUGGUUUUUAUUAUCUGAAGCUGACAUCCGCGUGAGACGCUGUGUCUUGAAGCCCCACAGCUAACAUCUCUUUACAUGAAAAAAAUGUAUUGAGUCUUAUCUGGAUUUAUUAUGUGUACAGAACUAAUGAUUCCAAUCAGAUAAUAUGAGUAACUUGUUUUCAAUCACUCCUGAUUAGACCUCAGGUUGAACUAGUUGGAGUCAUGCUUGAAAUUACAUGAUUUCACCAAACUCUACAUGCUAAUACGAAUGUAGAGUUGCCAUAACAGGUACAACUAAACCAACAGAAGAGCGAGAAAGAUGCAAUCAAGCACAAUUUGUACACAUGGAAUCUAUUAGGAAAACACCAGUGUUAGUAGCUUAAAUCUGACAGUGUUGUGCAUGCAAAACACAUACUGCACUACAGUUUUUCAUAGACAUAUAUUUCCACCCACUCACCCUCUUACAGUGCCUUCUAAUACAAUAAUAAAGAGUCUGCAUAAGUCUACUAACGAAAGCAUUAAAUACCAAAAUCACACAAUGGUAGGUUCGUGUCUGGCACUGGGAACGUGAAAGGCAGAUAUCACGAAGAAACUUUUAUUUUAUUGAUUGAAUAGCAUCCAUAAAUACACUAGAGGGCAGUGCUUCCUCAUUCAGUGUACUAAAACGGGAAACAUGAUGGAAAAUGUUUUGGUGUGCCAUAUCAAUAACAAACUAGAGCAACAAACAGCCACAUUAAAUAAUAAUGACAAUCAAACUGAUUGAUUGACUAGAGUCAACUUAAUUAAAUGCUACAUUAAACGUUGAUGACCGCUAAAGAAAGACAUGUGUGCAGUCCGAAUGCAUCUCCUACUCACUUUGAGCCCUUUCAAGUAUUUCUUAUAAAAAAUAAUGAAUCAGUAGGACAGUGGCCAUAUUAAUGAUGCUUUACACAGUACUCACCUAUCUCAGGGGUCUGAUCUCAGGAGAUUUGCGGCACUGAGAUUGCAUUUACGCCUCUGCAAAGAGAGAGAGCAACAAAUGAGAGAGGGGAGUUAGCGAGAAAGAAGGAAUGAGGAGACGGUAAAGGGGGUUGAAAGUGUCUCGAGGGUGAUUGUUCAGUUUAAAGACUGGUAUCCACAUUCCCAAGUUGGAGCUAUUAACGCACACAACCCCGAUGAUCAUCAGCAUCCUGUGAUGUUGGACCCCCACAGAGCCGCUCAUGUUCCACUUGAGGACUGAGAUGGAGCCCUAGACAUACAUUAUGUAUAUAUACAUAUAUCAAUCCACAGAUCGGCCUGAGUGGAGCUGUGUGUGUCAUCAAUCUGGCUCUUGGCUCGUCUGGCAGUUUCCACGGUUACCAAUGAUAGUUGUGGAGGAGGAAAAUUAUCAGAUUGUGACGUUGGUUUGUCAUCUGAAAAGUGCUUUGUCACAAUUGAAGAAGAUACAGAGAGGAACAUGAAUAUUCUUCAGGUAUUUAGCAGAUGGUUAAGUGAAACUCAAACUGCUUUUAUGUCCUUGUGUUAAACCACUGGAGUGUAUAAAAUGAGCAUUUGCUUGGACUCUAAUUGGGGUUUUAGUGACAUUGAUGAAACACAGUCUAAUUAGGGCUUGCAUUUUAACAAGCAGUUCUGCUGGGUCCGCGCUGUGUUGACUCUGACUCACCAGCUGCUGGUCCAGAGAACCACAGUCACACUCCAGCUUUGCUCAGAGCACAGAGAGUGAGAGUCAUGGCACAACCAAGUAUUGUUAUAAUUGAAUGUUAGCCACAACUUGUGUGGUUGGGGGCAGAUGUGUUGGUAGUGGUAAAGAGCUGUGGAGGGGAGAAAGAUCUUUGAGUCAGAUGAGGCACACCCAGCGUUGCAUACGUUUGUUCAGCAGACCCGUCAAACCACCUGGUCAGAGCUGUCUGGAAAUGAACCAUGACAUCUUGCUUGAACGUCAUCAAUACAAUUAAAAAUGGAAGCCUGUUCUGCUGCCUGUGUGUGCGUGUGUGUGUGUGUGUGUGGGUGCGUGUGUGUGUGUGCGUGUGCUUCACUGUGCUUUUGUGUCUGGCCAGUGCUCAGGGUCACUGUCGGGCAGCAAAGGAGACAGUGUGACCUCACAAAUGCCUGACUGCAGUUGUAUACACUUCCAUGUUUGUCCACUGAGAACAAAUGUAUUGUUUACACACCAGACCCCUUUUGUCACUACUGCCGUUUUUCUAUUGUUGACUGUUUUGUCUUCGUGUAGGACAAUGAUUUUCUGGUUAAUGAACAGUAGUUGGAUUUUGUGAGUUGUUGUCCAUUGGAAAUUUCUCUAAGAGCCUGGAGAGGUCAGUGUGUUUGUAGGUCAGGUAGGGGAUUGUGAAGUAAAUGGUUGGUCAGGGGAGGAGAGGCCCAAAAACAUGCUGACUACAUGGACGUCUAUUAGAGACAACUGCACAGUAAGGCAGGAGAGAAAAUGCCUAUUUGUUUAGAGAGAGGGGAGCAGAGAAAGAGGGUGAGCAUAAAGAAUAUAUGUGAGCAGCAAAAACAGAAAGAAUAAGUGUGUGUGUGUGU